Messenger RNA from Suillus bovinus, 1558 nucleotides. RefSeq lists its product as uncharacterized. Lineage: Eukaryota; Fungi; Basidiomycota; Agaricomycetes; Boletales; Suillaceae. Gene Ontology annotation, cellular component: nucleolus; chromatin. Bases 155 to 1348 code for a protein of 397 amino acids. The record is from RefSeq and is a predicted model, not a curated record. The transcript is spliced from 9 exons. Gene Ontology annotation, molecular function: peptidyl-prolyl cis-trans isomerase activity; macrolide binding.
GAGCCGCUGUUAAAGUUGAUUUGACAGCUGAGAGGUACGGCCUGAGUGUGUUCGACUUUGGUCCGUCAGUAGGCAUCGGCCAUAUAUUCUGAUAAUCGACCUACCAUUGAGUCUUGAAGCUUGAGGGAAUCUAAAGAAUGCGGAGUCUGAAUAUAUGUACCAGUACAUAAUAACCAAUUCGGAAAGAGCGCGUCCCUUUCAGGAAACGCGUCCUCGUCAAAAAUUUCGAGUUCUGUUCCGUCUUAAGAACAAACCACUACCACUAAUGACUUCUGUCGCUGUUUGGAGCAUCUUGUUGACGCCAGGUCAGAAGGAGACAAUCGUCCCUCAGGCAGACCUGCAGAUCAAGAACGCCGCUCUUGGAGAAAACUUAUCUGAUGAGUCUGGCAGAACGACCGUCAAGUUAACUUACCAAAAUCCUGCAAAAAUUGAUGACGAAGAGGAAGAUGAAGUUGACGAAGAGUUUCCAGAAGAUGAGAUAACCACUGUUCUCUGUUCGCUAACUGCUGGCAAGAUUGAGCAGUCAGUAUGCGACCUCAUUCUCGAGAGCGAUGAGGAGUAUACCUUCGAGCUCACCGGAAAAAACGCCGUCUACCUCUAUGGAAACUACAUUGAUCAGAAUGCCAACCAACCACCUUAUGAUUCUGACAUGGACUCUGACAUGAGUGACGAGGAGGCCUACAACCUGGAUGAUGUCAGCUCAGACGUCGAGGUACAUCCUGAUGAGCUUGAAGGUCUCGAGGGUGAUGCCGGGCGCUUCGAGGAAUUGUCUGAGGAUGAGCCAAAGGCAGAAGAGCCCAAGCCGUCGAAACGUCCCCGUGAUGACGCCAUGGAUACCGACGAGCAACCUGCCGAGAAGGUUUCCAAAAAAAAGAAGGCGAAGAAGCAGAAGGGUGAAGACGGUAAGGCAAUCCCUGUUACCGUCGAGGAAAAGGCAGCCGAGCCCAAGGGUGAGAAGGAAGAGAAGAAAGUUGACAAGAAGGAGAAGAAAAAGCAAAAGGCUGAGGAGAAGGCUUACAAAGAGCUUGCCGGUGGGGUCAAGAUUCGAGAUGUGAAAAGUGGUGAUGGCAAGACUGCCAAGAAUGGCGCUAGAGUUUCCAUGCGCUACAUCGGAAAAUUGCAGAACGGAACGGUCUUUGAUAAGAACACUCAGGGCAAACCCUUUACCUUCAAGCUCGGAACAGGUGAUGUAAUCAAAGGUUGGGACGUCGGAGUGGCCGGCAUGCAGAUUGGUGGGGAACGUGAGAUUAUUGUACCACCAGCAAUGGGUUAUGGUGCACGGAAGAUGUCUGACAUCCCUGCCAACUCCACUCUGAUCUUUGAGGUGAAAUGUCUGGAGAUCAAGUAAAAUGGUAUUGCAUAUCUUAGUAUACGGUAGUAUACUUGUGGUUGGUAUCUGCUGGCAUAUCUGUUGACCGCGGUUAUGACUUGCACUGCUUUGCGAUCCGUUGAUCCGGAUACGAAUGAUGUUGUCUCCCCAAGGCCAACGCCAAUUGGGAAAGUGGCUUGGAACUCCUCCCAACACCCUGAGCCCAUGCCAAUCAAAUGGGUUUGUAGG